This is a messenger RNA of Spirodela intermedia, 3804 nucleotides long. NCBI's taxonomy places the organism in Eukaryota, Viridiplantae, Streptophyta, Magnoliopsida, Alismatales, Araceae. The record is from the annotation of a GenBank genome assembly.
AUGGCGGGACGGCGCGGGGAGGACUACCUGCAGCUGUUUGUGGAGGAGGGGGACUGGUACGAUCGCAUUGUUCUGGGGACGCUACUUCCCGAGUGGGCGUGGGAGUCUCUUCCGCGGCCUGCGCGGUCGUGGCUUCGCAACUACAUCGGCGGUGUUCUGCUUUACUUCGGCUCCAGCCUUCUCUUUUGCUUCUACUUCUACCACUGGAAGCGCAAUGUCUACCUUCCAAAAGGUAGACUUUUCGUUUCUCUUUAUUAAAGUUUGACCCCAAUUUCGGAUCUCCAGUGGUUGUGAGCUCACCGUCGCAAUCGAUUCUGUAGAUCUCUGUAACACUCGUUUCUCUGAAGUUCCCAUUGAUUCCUACCAUCUUUCUGUUCCGCGCUUUCGUUUUUUAUCAUUUCUGGUUAAUAGUGGUUAUGCAUUGGGUGCUGUCUUCCAGUCCUCGGCAGUAGUUCAUAGGAUAUAAUUUCUUUCCGUACAUUCUAUUUUACUGUUUUUCCUUGUAACAUGGUUUGAGUUAUCUGUCGUGGAUACCCGCCAACUUGCAAACGCCUGCAAGCUUCUUCAAUGAUGCUUUCUUUCUUAAAAUCUCAUCUGUCGAUGAAAUUUAUUUUCUGUGAAAGAAUGAAUGUGAGAAACUGUUAUUAUCUGGGAAAUUGUAUGAUUUUUUCUUAAAGAUUCGGAAUCUUUGAAUAUCAGUAUAUUUUCUCUAACGUUUUAGCUCAGAAAGCAAAUUCGAUCUAAUUUGAAAGUUUUUUCUUUAAUAUUCUAGAGCUUAUUUACCGAAAUAAUAUGCAUUACUGUUACCCAUUGGCUAACAGUGUUGCCAUACAUUCGUGAAUACAUAAAAUUAUCUCUUAGCUAAUGUAUGAGUUUAAGGUACAUCCAGGCAUUUUAUGCUAACAAAUGGAUAAAAUGUUCGGUAGUCAGCGAUGAAAGUUUUUAUUUUCAACAUAUAUUUUAACUUUGAUGAAUAUUAUUAAAUAUAAUUACUUUUUUGAUAAAAUUAACAUGACAUAGGAUGCAUAUUUUUGUCGUGAUUUUAAUUAUAUUAUCCUCUGAACUAAGUUCGACCAUGCUGCGUACAUACAAGAAUCAAGUAUCAUUGUCUUUAACUGUCGUCUUCAAAUUAUUCUGAGAUUUGUAAAGGUCAUAAAACUAAAUCAGCAAUUGCAUGCAUUUUAAAAGAAACUGACGAUUUAGUCAGGCUCUCUUAUGGUUAUGAAAUGGAUUGAAUGAUGCAAUUUAUCUUUGACCUUUUCUAACGUUUCUAGGAUCAAAAUUUUAGUCAUUACUCGUGUGAAAAUGUAUUACAUUACGCUGUACAAUUACAUGAACAAUGAAUUUCUAGUAACUCCACAAGAAUGUCAAAGUGGUGUGGUACUGUUACGUUUUGUGUGCAUCUAUUGAAAUAUUAGAUAUAAUUUUCAGUGGAUGCAAAUGGUGUUGUUUUACCCGAAACCAGAACUCUGACUCUACUUAUGUGUCACAUCGUCAUAAUUUUAAAUGGUCAUUCAAUUCAUACUCUCUGGGUUUUGUGAACCACCUUCUCUAGAACACUGUGAUAGUGUGGUAAUUUCGAUCUCAAAUAAUGCGACUGUAAGAUAGUUACCCACCAGAUUUUGAGGUUUCUGACGAUAAGAAUGUAAGGACUGGGAUAAAAAGUAGAUACCUGAACAAAGAAUCAGUUCAUUAGUCCACCAGAUCAUUUCAUAGAAUUUCUUCAUUUUCCCAUGCACUUAGAACAAAAGGGUUUAUUUGAUGCAGGCAUCAUAAUUUUUCUGGUUGGAUGGUUUGGUGUAUGUCGCCUUGUUGAUGGCUUUCAUCUCUUUGCAAAUGAGACCGUGUAUUAGACUAGAAACUGUUUAUCCAACCUUUUGGGUGACCCGUAUGAUUUUAUGUUCAACACAGACUGCAGAUUUUAUUUUCACAUAAUUAAACAAGAUUUGGAUGUUGCGAUUUCUGGAGGCCAAAGUUUGAAUUGCACAGUUUGGACAAAAGAAAUUUCUGCACUAAUGUUGUCGUGCUUCAAACAUUUAAUAUAAGGUGUUCUUUUCUAUGAAAUCGUUUAGUUAUGUUUCUCGGAAUUAUUCCUGUUCUAUAAUGAAGUUUUCUCCAUGGUUGAAGCCACUUUCAUGUUCAGAUUACAAUCUUAGCAUAAUCUAGACACGCACUGCAUUCUAUGUUGUCACAUGAGUAGCAAAGUCUGGUCUAAUUUGCUCAACGUAGCAUCUCCGUGUUUCCUCAUCAGUUUCUUUCUGCUUCAAGCCCAUAUAUUGAGGUUUUUCCUCACUUGUCAAUGAUUUUUCUUACAAGGGGUUUCUGUAUGAUAAUAGCUUCGAUGUUCAGAGAUCCCAUGUUUUCAUUGGAUCAUGAUUUUUUUUUCUUCUAAAAUUUCAUCUUUAAAAUUAUUUUGGUGGGGGGUUGAGCUAUGAAAAGUUAUGGAAGGCCAUCUUGGAUGAUGUGGUAUAGAAUCCGUCACAUAGCUUUCGUUUUGUCCUUUACUGUUUAAAAUUACGUUAUUAUGUCAAAUCCUUACAUUACUGCAGUUCGAUUUUGCAGUGGAUCAAAGAACAAUGUUUUCUUUCUGAUCUCUUUGGCAUAAAGCACUGCAACCCAAUGAUCAUUAGCUAAAAGUAAUAGUAUGGACUUUGGUCACACGCAAUCAGUUAGACAUUUGGUUACUUACGCAAUGAAGAAAUAUGUCUCGACAUUUGUCUGAAUCUCUUCUUUCAGCUUGAUGUCUGAAUUUCUGCUUUUCAUGCAGAUUCCAUCCCUUCAAAUAAAGCCAUGCUUCUGCAAAUACUUGUUGCAAUGAAAGCGAUGCCUUUGUACUGUGUUCUUCCAACAUUAUCCGAGUACAUGGUUCAAAAAGGGUGGACUCGUUGUUUUUCAGCCAUAAGUGACGUCGGUUGGGUUCUCUACAUUUUCUAUAUAUCUAUAUAUUUAGUGAUAUGUGAGUUCGGAAUAUACUGGAUGCAUAGAGAGUUGCAUGACAUCAAGCCACUUUACAAGUAUCUACAUGCGACACAUCACAUCUACAACAAACAGAAUACACUUUCUCCAUUUGCUGGUAUGCUUCGCUGUCUAGUAGAACUUCUUUCAAACAUCUGUCUUCUGAAUGAUUUCUGAGAUGAUGUCUUUUCUCAUCAAAUAUAUGGCCUUGCCUCUAGUAGUACUGCGCUACGAACCUUGUUAGGAAGUUUUCGUUCACCUGGAACUUGUCUCUAUGUUGCACUGCGAAACAUUUUAUCAAAAUUUCGUCCAUUUGAAGUUGUCUGAGAACCUUGCCAUUGGGCCAGCACUAACCUCCCAUUAACCCUCUUACUGAGAAGUUAGGGGGUUUAUGGCGGUUCUUCUCGGACGACUGAUCUGCAAGAGGAUUGGACUUUGGAGAUCGACAUUGGCUCGCAUUAUUGCAAGACAGUCAUGGAUUUUUUUUCAUUUAUCGGUAAACACCGGCUGAUGAUCUUCUUCUUCUUCCUCUUCUUCUUCUUCUUCUGCUCCACAGGGUUGGCGUUCCAUCCGCUAGAUGGGAUACUGCAGGCGUUGCCGCAUGUGAUCGCGCUGUUCCUCGUGCCGACCCAGUUGAUGACCCACAUGGUCCUCCUCUUCUGCGAGGGCGUGUGGACGGCCAAUAUCCAUGACUGUGUCCACGGUGACGUGUGGCCCGUGAUGGGCGCUGGGUACCACACCAUACACCACACGACGUACCGCCACAACUACGGCCACUACACCAUCUGGAUGGACUGGAUGUUCGGCACCCUCCGUUACCCUGAAGAGGACAUGAAGAAGGCCAACUGA